Messenger RNA from Rubroshorea leprosula, 1525 nucleotides. Lineage: Eukaryota; Viridiplantae; Streptophyta; Magnoliopsida; Malvales; Dipterocarpaceae. The record is from the annotation of a GenBank genome assembly.
AACUACAUUAAUAAAAAAAAAAGCCUUCACCCCGUCAAAAUAGUAUAAUUUCUCCAUUUCUGAAGCCCAUCUCCUAGAAUUUCCACUCCUAAAAGCCCUUUUCUGCAAUUAAAAUAAAUUCACAGAGACACUCUGAUUGCAUCAAAACCAUACCAUCCUCUAUGCCUCACCAUGACGAAAAAGACGACCAAAAACCACUAAUCUUUGAUGCUUCGGUGCUUAGCUAUCAAUCCAACCUUCCUGACCAGUUCAUAUGGCCAGAUAAUGAGAAGCCUUGUGUCAAUGUACCGGAGCUUCCGGUGCCACUGGUUGACCUAGGUGGCUUCCUAUCCGGUGACCCCGUUGCCGCAAUGGAAGUCUCACGGAUCGUAGGCGAGGCGUGUCAAAAGCACGGGUUCUUUCUCGUUGUUAGUCAUGGGGUUGAUGCAGAGCUGAUCGCCGAUGCCCAUAGGUAUAUGGAUAAGUUCUUUGAAUUACCGCUGGGGGAAAAGCAAAAAGCUCAGAGGAAGCUCGGCCAGCACUGGGGAUAUUCCAGUAGCUUCACUGGAAGAUUCUCCUCCAAGCUGCCGUGGAAGGAGACACUCUCUUUCCGAUAUUCAGCUGAGAAAAAUUCGGUCGGAAUUGUCCAAGACUAUUUCAUCAAUACAAUGGGAGAUAAAUUCAAGCAAUACGGGAGGGUUUACCAGGACUAUUGCGAUGCCAUGAGCAAGCUUUCACUAGGAAUCAUGGAGCUUCUAGCGAUGAGUCUCGGUGUAGGCAGAACCCAUUUCCGUAAAGUUUUCGAGGAAAAUGAUUCCAUUAUGAGGCUGAAUUACUACCCACCAUGCCAAAAACCAGAGUGGACUUUAGGAACAGGACCUCAUUGCGAUCCCACGUCCUUAACCAUCCUUCACCAAGACCAAGUGGGUGGUCUUCAAGUGUUCGUUGACAAUGAAUGGCGCUCAAUUGCCCCCAAUUUCCAGGCCUUCGUAGUCAACAUUGGCGACACUUUCAUGGCACUUUCAAACGGAAGACACAAGAGUUGUUUGCAUAGAGCAGUGGUGAACAGUCAAAUUCCAAGAAAAUCUCUGGCAUUUUUCCUGUGUCCAAAGGAAGAUAAAGUUGUAACCCCACCAACUGAACUGGUGGACACAUUGAACCCCAGAAUAUACCCAGAUUUUACAUGGCCUAUGCUGCUUGAGUUCACACAGAAGCAUUACAGGGCUGACAUGAACACACUUCAAGCAUUCACAAACUGGGUUCAACAGAGAAAGCUGUGUGCAGAAAUUUAAAAAUCAAUCACCACAGGUAUCAAUCAAAACGGCUAGCUAGUCCUGUCAAGCCAAAACCUUCCCGUAGAAAAAGACAUGAUGAGAGCAGAGGAAGUGUAGAUCAAUUGAGGGGGAUAUUCGGUGAGAGUAAAAAUUUCAAAAGGAAGACAAAAGGGUAGAGUUAGAGGAAAAGCCAUCUUUUCCUGUUCAUGGGGUCUUGUGAACAAAAGGUAGGACAAGGGAUAUAAGGAAACCAAUAAAGAACAUUAUGAAAU